Molecule: messenger RNA, 1422 nt
Organism: Panicum hallii
Lineage: Eukaryota; Viridiplantae; Streptophyta; Magnoliopsida; Poales; Poaceae
Product: type III polyketide synthase B-like
Exons: 1
Coding region: 16-1029 (337 amino acids)
Biological process (GO): polyketide biosynthetic process
Molecular function (GO): acyltransferase activity, transferring groups other than amino-acyl groups
Source: RefSeq, a predicted model, not a curated record
ACCCGGUACGUGGUGAUGUCGGAGGAGAUCCUGAGGAGCUACCCGGAGCUGGCGCAGGAGGGCCUGCCGACGAUGAAGCAGCGGCUGGACAUCUCCAACAAGGCGGUGACGCAGAUGGCGACGGAGGCGUCGCUCGCGUGCGUCCGCUCCUGGGGCGGCGCGCUCUCCUCCGUCACCCACCUCGUCUACGUCUCCUCCAGCGAGGCGCGGUUCCCGGGCGGCGACCUGCACCUGGCGCGCGCCCUGGGGCUCAGCCCGGACGUCCGCCGCGUCAUGCUCGCCUUCACCGGCUGCUCCGGCGGCGUGGCGGGGCUCCGCGUCGCGAAGGGCCUCGCCGAGAGCUGCCCCGGCGCGCGCGUCCUGCUCGCCACCUCCGAGACCACCAUCGUGGGGUUCCGCCCGCCCAGCUCCGACCGCCCCUACGACCUCGUCGGCGUCGCCCUCUUCGGAGACGGCGCGGGCGCCGCCGUCAUCGGCGCCGACCCGGCCCCCGGCGAGCGCCCGCUCUUCGAGCUCCACGCGGCGCUGCAGCGCUUCCUCCCGGGCACAGACAAGACCAUCGAGGGCCGGCUCACGGAGGAGGGCAUCAAGUUCCAGCUGGGGCGGGAGCUGCCCCACCUCAUCGAGGCGCACGUGGAGGACUUCUGCCGGAAGCUGAUGGCGGAGCGGGAGGACCCGGCCGCCGGCGGCGAGGGGAUGGGGUACGACGACAUGUUCUGGGCGGUGCACCCCGGCGGGCCGGCGAUCCUGACCAAGAUGGAGGGCCGGCUCGGCCUCGGCGGCGACAAGCUCCGCGCCAGCCGGUGCGCGCUCCGGGACUUCGGGAACGCCAGCAGCAACACCAUCGUGUACGUGCUGGAGAACAUGGUGGAGGAGACCCGGCGGAGGAAGGCGGCGGCGGCGGCGGAGGCCGGCGACGGGGAGGACUGCGAGUGGGGCCUCAUCCUGGCGUUCGGCCCCGGGAUCACCUUCGAGGGCAUCCUCGCCAGGAACCUGCAGGCAACCGCGCGCGCGCCUGAACUGAACUGAACUGGUGGUUGAGAGGUGUUGGUGACUUGGUGUUGCCUGCGUGCGCCAUUGUUCGUCUCGUCAAGGGUUAAAGGUCUCAGUGUUUCGUUUGAUUGCUUUGCGUGUGCGAGAGUGACAGCAAUGUCAUUUGUUUACAUGAUCAGUGGAAUAAGUGAGGCUCCAAGAAUUCAUCCUUGAAGUUGGAUGAACAAAAUGAAAAAAAAUCUGAAAUCAAACAUAAUCUAACAAAAAUGUUGUGGUUCAUCAUGAGCUGCACAUGUUCAUCAUGCCACUGCACCACUUCAUUGGUCACAGCAUCAGCAGAGUUUUAUUUUGACAGCCUAGCUAAUGCAAAAUUAAACAAAAAAACAACAACACUGAAAGUGUUGUUACAUUUGGCUCUGCUCUUCAGUU